AUGCAAUCGUAUCUAGAUGAUCUUUGGCAUCUGGAGGGGUUUAUGCAUGUCUUAGGUCGAAGUAAGAAGUGCUACAUUUUUUCGUUUGAGCAUGCACAUGAUUUGCAGUGUAUAGUUGCCAAUGGUCCUUAUGCAGUUGCGGGGGCUUUGUUGAUAGUAGAUUAUUGGCGACCUGGUUUGGUGCUGGAGAAGUUCGUCAUUCCCCGUGCUGGGAUCUGGGUUCGCAUGUUUGGGUUGCCGCUUGAAUGCUAUACUGCUGAGGCAGGUUUUUGUUUAGGCAAGGCCAUUGGAGAAGUUAUUCAGGUUGAUGUGGAUACUGUUUGGCCACGGAACAUACGCUAUCUACUCCUUAAAGUGUGGAUCUGUUUGGAGGCACCAUUGAUAAGUGGUUUUUUCUUAACAUUUUCGAAUGGAAGCCAUCAGUGGAUUGAAUGUCAAUAUGAACGUAUCUGUCGUAUGUGUCGAAAAUGUGGCAAGAUUGGUCAUACUGAUGGGCAAUGUGCUAUGUCCUUCCAGGAGGGUCAAACUUUUGUUGAUAAUCAUCUAGCUCAAGUUGCCAACAACUGGGGACUUGGGUGA
Camellia sinensis is the source of this 579-nucleotide messenger RNA. Lineage: Eukaryota; Viridiplantae; Streptophyta; Magnoliopsida; Ericales; Theaceae. The record is from RefSeq and is a predicted model, not a curated record.